UCCUCACAGACUUCAUUCGCUUCAUCUCCACCGCGACAACGAAAGAGAAUACUCUGGAUUCUGGAAGUGAAUUUUUAAAAUCAAAUUCUUUUAUCCUUAUCCACUGGAUAACUACAGUUUUUAAUUUGGAAACUUUUACCUUUUUGGUGGUGUUCACUGUUCACACGAUUUAUCGGAAUGGCUUCUGAGAGUGCGUCGGAAGACAUUGAUCUGAAGGUUCCUUCUCAAAACGUAGCUAGUCAUAGAAACGAUGGGGCUGAUUUCAACGAUUCAGAUCAAGAUGCCUUUAAAAUUCCCUUUGAAAAUUCCAGAGUGUCAGAAGGUAAAGUGGAAGCUUUGACAGAUGAGCGCGACAGAUCCGAGAAAACUGCUGUCGUAACAUGUCCCUAUGAUCCGCCAUUAUGGGCCACGAUUCCUGAUCCAGGAUAUUCGUUGGAAGUUGUGCGAAAUGGAACGAUUGUCAAUCGGGUCGAUCUCUCAUCAAGCGGUAAAAGUUAUUUCAUUAUUGGACGCUUGCCCGAUCACUGUGAUAUCAGUACGGAGAAUCCCAGCUGCUCGCGAUUCCACGCCAUUCUUCAGUUUGGACAGAAAGAUCCCGACGAUAAAAAGGGAUUUUACCUGUACGAUUUGACCAGUACGCACGGAACUUUUCUUAAUAAAAUCAGACUCCCAGCCGCGACGUAUCAGCGGCUGCAGAACGGUUUCGUCAUGAAAUUCGGACAGAGCACGCGCUUGUACGUUAUGCAGGGGCCGGGUGAUGGCGAAGAAGAGGAACAGGACCAAGUUACAAUGGCAGACAUGCGAGUUGCGAAAGCCGCAGCGCUUGAAAAGAAGUCGGAUGAUACUGCGAAAGAAGUUCCUAAGGAAACCGAAGAUUCGGGUAUCGACUGGGGCUUCGGAACAGAUGCAUCGGAUGAAGUGGAGGAAAAAGAGGUCGGUUUUCUGGAAGCAGCUGUGUCCGGUGACGACGCAUACUUCAGAGAUGAUCCGAAGAAAGCUUUAAAUGCCUUUUUUGUGCGGGAAGGCAUGGAUAUGGAGUAUGAUGUGGAAGAAAUCGGUCAGGGCUAUAAAAAGCAGUUCCUCUGUCGAAUUCCUUUGCCGGUGGAGACAACUAACGGUAGACAGCUCGUUGCGGAAGCCACUGUACAUGGGAAAAAGAAGGAAGCAUUAGCCGCUGCCAUCCUGGAAGCUUGUCGCAUUCUUCAUGCCAAAGGUGUAUUGAAAGGCACAACUAGUGUGGGACGUCAGCGAAAGGCCCGGAAUUGGGCAGAUGAAGAUUAUUACGAUUCAGAUGAAGAUGCGUACCUCGAUCGAACCGGAACUGUCGAACGGAAGCGCCAACAACGGAUGCAGCGGGCAAAAACCGCCAAGCAAGAAACCGAAACGUUUGACAGCUUGUCGCAGCGCUUGGAGGAUGUGAAGAAAGAAAUGCUCGAUGUAACAGAGAAAUUACAAAUGGCCGACAAGAAUAAGGCAGCAUCGAUGGGAGACGGGGGUGUGGAUGCGCUGGAUAGUUUCAUGGAGGCCAUCAAGUCCGGUCUGAUAAUGGACCCAAAGACCAAAAUCAAGCUAAGACAGAGAUUGAGUGAACUGAAACUGGAAGAGGCGCGACUGAUCCGGCUGAUCAAUAUUGUCAAACCCUUAGAUUUACCAGCUAUUUUACCGAGUUUUUCCAGUAAGCCACUGAAGCCGGAACCGGAACCCAAUGCGGAAGGCUUUUCUUACGGCCGAUUAAAAGCCGCUCCACUGCCGCCCCGGUCGGCGCCGGUUUAUGACCAUGGAAAUGUGGAAGAGUUCAAGGCCGAAGAGGAUGACGAAGACGGUGGUAGAGGCGAUGCUGGUGACCAAAACAAAGAUGUGCAAAGCAGCACUGCUUUUCAGGAUCCCGUUAGUCAGGUGAUCUUCGACUGUGCGCCUACCAAAACUGCGAAUGAGCAGCAAAACGAGGCGGUAAAUUCUGAGAUUAAGAGGAAGACUUCCAUGAGCACAAGUCCCGAAGAAGAAAGGAUUAUAUCUAGCGGUAGCGCGGCUGACGUGAGACCAUAUCUUCCCCAGAGCAAGAAGAAGAAAAUUGAUCGGAAAGGAAAUUAUGAAUAUGAUGCCUCGGAUCCGGAUUAUGCAAUGUGGGUGCCACCUGAAGAUCAAGCCGGAGAUGGGAAGACCAAUCUCAAUGCUCGCUUGGGAUAUUAGUCUUUGUUCGUGUUUUUUGUUAUACAGUAGGGUGCAACUGCUCGGCAUACAUGGUUAUAAAUCACAGUUUUUGUACCUUUAUCUGAUCUGUAUCAGACGCUCGUUUUCGAAGCAUUUGUAAACUAAUGUUUUCAAAAUUUGUUGCAACUACUAACUGGGAAAAUAUUUAUAUGCUCGUAGUGGACAUUAAACAGAACGCUGA
Molecule: messenger RNA, 2392 nt
Organism: Paramacrobiotus metropolitanus
Lineage: Eukaryota; Metazoa; Tardigrada; Eutardigrada; Parachela; Macrobiotidae
Product: kanadaptin-like
Exons: 6
Coding region: 178-2190 (670 amino acids)
Molecular function (GO): mRNA binding; protein binding
Source: RefSeq, a predicted model, not a curated record